This is a messenger RNA of Rhagoletis zephyria (snowberry fruit fly), 2746 nucleotides long. Its product is annotated as probable cytosolic oligopeptidase A. The record is from RefSeq and is a predicted model, not a curated record. Gene Ontology annotation, biological process: proteolysis. Gene Ontology annotation, molecular function: metalloendopeptidase activity. NCBI's taxonomy places the organism in Eukaryota, Metazoa, Arthropoda, Insecta, Diptera, Tephritidae.
AUGGUUAUCGUCAUGAAGCAACGAUUACAUGACGAUUACACUUCUGCANUCUUUUUAAUCAGGGUACCCGAAAUCGGAGAAGACACCCACUUAUCUGAUGGUAUAUUGCAGCCAGAUGGGCUGCCAGCAUUUAAUGAUAUUACAAUUGAGAACUGUUUGGGCGCUAUUGGGCAACAAGCAGGUUUGGUUGAGAAAACUGUGAAAACCAUCGAAAACAAAAUAAUAGAUCAAAAUACGCCUGCACGUAGUUUAAAAAGCAUAUUCGAAGAACUGGAUAAAGUGGCAGGACCUUUAGACACGACAUGGGGCAUUGCCAAAGCUCUUUACUUGGGCAAUAGUACACUGAUACCGACUAAAUCAUACAUGAAUAUCCAUGAGCGCGCUCGAAUUGCACGAGCUUCUAAAUAUAAUAGUAAAGUAUUGCACGAUGGACUCGUCCAACGAUCGGAACAAGCCGAAGGUGACGAAGCGCGGUUGUUGCAGCGCUUCUUACUAGAGGGUAAAUUAAAUGGUCUUACUCAGACGCAGGAUAAACGCGAGAGUCUCAAAGACAUUCUCGUGCGGUUGGGUAGAGAACGUGCCAGCUUUAAAAACAAAGUAAACAUGUCUGUGCACACUUUUGGCCAUGCUAUAAAGGACUUUAAUCUUGUUCGCGACUUUCCUUUGACGCUUUUGGAAGCAAUAGCAAAGGAUUCCACUUCACCAACACAGGGUCCAUGGAAGAUUACUUUGCAACCUCAGAUCGUCGAAGGAUUCCUUAAAUACUGCCCAGACCGGACGCAACGCUGGAAUGUUUGGCAAGCCAAUGUACGCAAAGCGUCUGGACAACAAGAGCGUAGUCUAGAGAAUAGUACACAUUUGGAGAUUAUCCGAUCCUUCCGAAAGCGGCAAGCCAAUUUGCUAGGCUAUCCCAACUACGCAGCCAUGUCUAUGCAGACAAAGAUGGUUAAAAGCGUCGAUAACCUGAAACAGAUCUUUGCGAAUUUGUUAAAAUUUGCAGGACCAGCACAAUCGACUGAAAUUGAACAAUUGCAAAACUUCGCCGUUGAUAGUGGAUUCCAACAUAAAUUAGAUUUGUAUGACGUCGCCUAUUGGCAGAGGAAGCAUUUGCUUGCAAAUCAUCAGUUAAAUGAGGACAAGCUGCGCGAAUAUUUUCCUUUACCACAUGUUUUUGCUGGACUUAUAAAACUCAGCGAGAAUAUGCUAAAUAUUCGCAUAGUAGAAAGACAAAAUGUAGAGGUUUGGCAACCGGCUGUAAAAUACUAUGAUGUUUUCGAUAAUGAUGCAGGCGGCGAUGUUGCACCAGUCGGUGGUUUCUACAUUGAUUGCUAUUCGAAGGAGAAUAAAUUUGGUAAGAACAACGGAUGGAUGGUUAGUAUACGCAAUCGCAAUCCCUCUGCGCAACUGACGCCAUUGUGUGCGUUAAUCUUCAACUUUACUGAACCAUCCCAAGGCAAACCGUACCUACUGAGUUUCGAUGACUUAAACAUGGUUUUUAAAACCUUUGGUUCAGCUUUGCAACACUUACUUACCAAAGCGCCAUACACUGACUUGGCAGGGCUUUCUAACAUCGAAUGGGAUGCAUCACAAGUGGCGGGUAAUGUGAUGAGUAACUUUCUUGAUAACACUGCAAUUUUACAACAACUCUCCAAGCAUUAUUCAAGCGAUGAGGUUUUAUCUGCCGAUACAUUGGGAAAAAUUAAAUUAUUAAAGACAAGUUUGGCAGGUUACAACUUGUGCCGAGAACUAUACUUGGCGGAUCUAGACAUUGAACUGCAUCAAUCUGAUGCAUUUUGGCUUGAUGUGGUUAAAAAGCUGUGGCCUGUCUAUCAUUGUAUGCCGUUGGACAAAAAGGACGCACAUCCUUGUUCCAUGACAGAGAUUUUCUCCGGUGAUUGGGCUGCAGCACAAUUUAGUCAUCUCUACUCGAAAGUGAUAGCUGCAGACAUUAGUGCUCAAUUUGCAGAGAAAGGUGAAACUGAAUUGUCAACGACGGGAAAGCGUUUUAAGGAAACAUUCUUAGCGUUGGGUGGUUCCGUGCCCACAGCCGAGGUAUUUCGUCGUUUUCGUGGACGAGAUCCCUCAGUGGAAGCGCUGCUCAAGUCGCUAAAUAUAUUUAAUAAGACACAAACAACAGGCGAAUUAUAGAAGACACUAAAUGCAGUUUGAUAAAUGUCAUUCUUUCAUUUUGUUUUGUACUUUUGUUGAAUUGGCAAUGCCAAAACCAAAAAAUUUUUUUUAUUUAUAAUUAUUUACCUACAUAUAUAUGGACAUACAUACAUACACGUGUAUGUAUGUAUAUCGACGCUAGUUUAUACAUACAUAUAUAACGGAAUGAAUUAUAAAAUAGGCGAAAAUUCAUACCGCCACUAUUGCUGUAUGAAAACACCUGGGUAUUUGCUUUGUCGUCACACAAACCAUCUGCUGCACUUAACUACUUAUUGUAUAUUAUCAUACAAAUAACACCAACAAAGCGUAAUAGUACGUAGGAAUGAGUGAAUACAUUGUGAUGUUGAAAUAAUAAAAAAAAAGAAAUUUAACGGAAUCACUGUUUUUUUUUUUUGUAAUUUAAAGUUACUUCCUAAUUCUUUAUAAGAAGAAUUAAUUGGCCAGCAAAAUCACUAUGUUUCAUUAAAUAAAAAAAUACGAUGUGCCUUUUUAGGACAGUCGGGGGUCGACGGAAUUGGAACUGCGCAGAUAUAUGUAGUAUAUUUGACGAACGACUGUAACUUCAGCAGCAUUUUCG